Physeter macrocephalus (sperm whale) is the source of this 3887-nucleotide messenger RNA. RefSeq lists its product as uncharacterized. The record is from RefSeq and is a predicted model, not a curated record. NCBI's taxonomy places the organism in Eukaryota, Metazoa, Chordata, Mammalia, Artiodactyla, Physeteridae. The transcript is spliced from 3 exons.
GGGGGCUGUGAUGUGUGGGGUUGCCAUGGCAAUGAAGUGGGGUGAGGGCACCUAGGGCCUGGAGCAGGACUAUGGAAGUCACCAAGAAAGUGGGGGGCCCCGAUCCAUCAGGCUCCCAGGGCCACCCCUCAGCUGGCAGCCAGCAGCUGAGCGGUGGCCCUAGAGGGUCCCAGAGACCAUGGAUAAACUCAGGAUCUGUACACUUGAGGCAGGGGUUGUCACUGUCCACCGAGGCCAUCCUUGAUGGGGCCUACGGCUCAGCCUCCCAGGCCCAUACCCACGAGCCCAGUCACCAGCAACUCUGGGACCCUGCUGAGGUUAGCUCCCAAUGUGGCUGUGAGCGGGCCUCCCAGGAUUCCCUGAGACUCUCCUCCACUAGCUCGUUUCCAGGCUCAAUCGUGGGAGCCCAAACACAUCUCGUCACAGAGAACAGGACCCUGGCCCUACCGGUGUGCAGGCGCAGCGAUGGCACCAGUGACAUGGCGCGGCACGGACUCUGCUGUUCCCGGCUUCAGGUGCAGAUGGCGGGGGAGGGCAAGGCUCCAGCUAAAGUCCUAAUAGGCUGGGGCAAAGGCCCUUGCAGCCCCAAACAGAUAGCCCCACUGGGCAUUAGGAAGAGCUGGUGGCUACCGUAUUUUCUUUCAGGGGAGAAUGGCUCAGCUGCAGCCCAAGGCUCCUCCAACUCCAACUCCAACUCCGGCAAAUACUCCAGCUCUGGAUACAAUCUCAAUCUGGAGUCUCCCAAAGGGGUCACAUCCUGCCAGGACAAAGUGAAUGUCCAUUCUCAGGAUGAGCCUGCCACUCCAGCACGCACUCCAAAAGAGUCCCCAGACCAAGCCCAGGAGCUCGAGGUUGCCCAAAGGCCGGUGUUACCAAGGCAGCCUGAGAACCAAGUGGAGAAGCCCAUGGUCUGUACCUCCAGGCCAGGCAGCCCCAAACCGGGCUCAGGGCCCCCAGAAACCCCCAAGUCCCAGAGGGGUAACCAGAAGAUCUGCAGCUCUCAGCCAGGUCAGCAGCCCCUCAAUGCUUGCAGCAACACCUGCUCCAAUGUGCCACCGUCUGCCUACCAAGUAACUUGCCACAACUCCCUCCCAAUACAGCCUCCCAGGGAAGCCAUGCAGAUACCCCCCUCCAGUGCCCCUACCUGCCAGCUCCGGGAUGCUGUGGAAGACCGUGUGCUGGUGUUUGAUAUGGCCACGGGCAACACCAGGAUGGGGCUGCUGUGCCAUGACCCCAUGGGCUCAAGGGCAGUGCUGGUGGGCCUCAUGCCCAGCCACCCAUCCAUCUAUGCCUCUGAAAAUACGCUGUCCACCCGGCCGUUGGCCAUGCCCAUCCUCUCCCCUGACAGCAAUGGCUCCAGCUUCUGGUCCACCACAUCCAUGGUGUCCAGCCCCGUGCCCUCCAGCCUUUCAUCUGGAAGCUACUGAGAGGUGGCCCUGGUUCCCAAAGAGGCCAGGCUCAACCUGGAGUCACGAGGCUCCCCUGGUACUGAGACGCCCAUCAGGAUGGGGACGCUCACUGGGCAUGUUCCACUGGGAAUGCCCCUCCAAUUUGGAGAGAGGAUACUGAGCCAUGCCCAUGAUCCUGGCUAGUCCAAAACUGACGCUGAAAAAACCGAAACUAGUCAUACCAUCUGGAUGCAGGAUGCCUCCGGAAUGCAGGACACCUCUAUGGUCCAGGCCGAGAAACUGCAGUGGACGAACUUAGAGCAGACCCCAGAGCCUGUACCACCGGCCGAAAACCAGCAGGUGCCCAGAUCCCUGCUCCAGGAGGAUGUAGGCAGCCACAAUCAGAAAGAGGUCAUUAUUGCUCACCCUGACAACACUCAGGUCAAAGGUGCUGGGCACGCCCCCCUCGGUGGUCAGCCCCCACUAGCUGAGCAGCAUCCCCUUUCCAGGCAGCCCCCUUCGACCAGUCAGCCUCCCUCUGCAGAGCAGCAUCCCCUUCCCAGGCAGACCCACCUUUCUGGACAGCCACCCCUAGCUGAGCAGGCCCCCUCCACCAAGCAGCACCCCCUUCCUGGUCGGGCCCCUCUCACUGGAGCCCCGAUUGCCAGGCAGCUUUCUCUCACUAGGCAGCCUCCCUUUUCCCAAGAACCCCCCAUCUUCAAUGAGUCCACUCUCUCAAGAGGUCCCCCCACCACUAGGGAGCCUGGUCAGGCCUCCACCCUGUGCCAGGAAGGGGAGCCAUUGGGCCCGCCUACCCAUGUGGGGGUACUUCGGGUGACCCCGGCCCCUGAGGAGACCUGUGUCUAUGUAAACAGAGAAAAUGUUGGUGUCAGUGCUGGUCAAAGCUCCAGCUCACAUCGGCUCUCAUCCUGGCAACCUGGCGGCUCCCCCAGGGAGCAGGAGGAGCAGCUUUCCCGGAUCACAUUCACCACACCUGGUCCUGGCUGCAAGGUCUUGCCCAUGGCCACGGUGGGCACUGAGCCCCACGGUCCCCGGUUCAAGCUGACAGCUGAGGACGUUACACACGCGCCAGUGGUCGCGCAGCUUGGCCUUCUCCAAGGGGCCUGCUAUGAGCUGGUGCCCACCAUGGAUGUUCUGCCAGUACGGUCCCCAGUGCUCUGCCGCCAUUCACGGGGCCCCUACCAGGACAUGGCAGCCGUGGUGAUCGACACAGGCACAGGCUUCACCAAAUGUGGACUGGCUGGAGAGGACCAUGUCCUCAGUGUGCUGCCCUCAUGCGUCCAGCUGCUCCAGCAUCCAGUCCAGGGCCAGUCCAGGUACGCAGUGCCUGAGAACCGAGAGGGUUCCUACUCGGUGCUGAAUCGAGGAGUGGUCUCCGACUGGCAUGCACUGGAGGUGCUGUGGCAGCACCUGUUCUAUUGCAGGCUGGGUGUGCAGCCUGAGGAGCUGGCUGUGCUUGUGGCGGAUUCACCCACCUCACCACGCACCAACCGGGAAAAGGUGGCUGAAAUACUCUUUGAGCGUUUCCAUGUGCCAGCCAUGCAGACAGUGCAUCAGGCCCUGCUGGCACUCUAUGCUUAUGGGCGGACCACUGGGCUGGUGCUGGGCAGUGGCCAUGGCACCUCCUAUGUGGCACCCAUCAUCAUUGGGGAUCUGUCCCCACUUGACACCUACCGGCUGGAUGUGGCGGGUGCUGACCUCACUGAAUACCUGGCUCAGCUGUUGCUGGCAGGUGGCCAGUCACUGUUCAAGGCAUGGCUGUUCAACCAGAUUAAAGAGGCCUGCUGCUAUGUGGCCACGGACAUGACAGCUGAGGUGGCCCGUGCCCAGGCCCUGGCCCAGGUGGACUUUUUGCUUCCAGACAAGCAGGUCGUCACACUGGGCUCUGAGCGCUUCUGCUGCCCCGAGGCCCUCUUCCAGCCCAAUCUGCUAGGCCUCAAUCAGCCGGGCCUUCCACAACUAGCCCUCCUAAGUAUCAGGCGGCUGGAGGCCAAGCAACAGGAGCAGCUGCUGGCCAGUGUGGUGCUGGACGGUGGCGGCACCCUGUUGAGUGGCUUUCCUGAGCGCCUGAGACAGGAGCUGGGCCCCGGUGCCAUUGUGCUGGGCUCUCCGCACCGUGCUGUUGCUGCCUGGCUUUGAGGCUCCAUCAUGGCGUCCCGGGACUCCUUCCAGAGCCUGUGGCUCAGCCGCCGUGAGUACGAGGAGGAGGGCCCAUGGUCCAUCUAUAAGUACCAUGUGUAAGCACAUAAAAGUUCUUUCUGGUUCUGCUUCUUUUGACAACUGUGGCAUAUUUUAGGCACAGGGUGGUGGAGGGAAGGGCAGGGAUCCAGGCAUGUGGUCAGGGAUGGGGACCUUGGCACUCCCAAGGCACACCCUGCCUCUACGCACUGGAAUUCCAUGGGCCUUGGCAAUCCUAUCCUAUCCAGAGAGCCCCACAGCCCCACGGCUGACAUUGGCCCUGGCCUAGCCUGACCUUUA